Molecule: messenger RNA, 1116 nt
Organism: Botrytis porri
Lineage: Eukaryota; Fungi; Ascomycota; Leotiomycetes; Helotiales; Sclerotiniaceae
Exons: 5
Coding region: 1-1116 (371 amino acids)
Biological process (GO): transmembrane transport
Cellular component (GO): fungal-type vacuole membrane
Molecular function (GO): transmembrane transporter activity
Source: RefSeq, a predicted model, not a curated record
AUGAAAGACAACGCCGAGUCGCCCGAAUCACCAGUAUUAUCAGACUCCAAACCAGUAUCCGGUGAACCACCGAGUUUCGUAAACGCUUUUAGAGUUUUUCAAGAGUACUAUGCGAAAAAUAUGCUCGCCAAUAAAUUAGCAUCAGGUAUUUCAUGGUUUGGAUCUUAUAAUGUUUUUGGCAUGAUUGGCGGAACAUUUGUUUCUGGAUAUUUAAAUGACAAAUAUGGCCCAAAGUGUCGUGAUGCUUCUCGCUCUGUUCAUGACUCUCUUUGCAAAGAGUACUACCAAUUUUUUUACGCCCAAGGCUUCUUACUCGGCAUCGGUAUUGCGUCUGUUCUUCUUCCAGCUUUCUCCAUAGCAGCUCAAUACUUUACCAAAUAUCGAGGUCUGGCACUUGGAAUUGUAAUAUCAGGAUCAUCGUUAGGGGGUGUUAUUUGGCCAAUUGCUCUGAACAAACUUACAUCCGAAGUUGGCUUUGGAUGGGGCAUCAGAGCACCCAUCCAGACGACUAAUCAUAUCAAGGCAAAACCAGAUUUUUCAUGCGUCAAAAAUCCUGUCCUGAUUUUACUCGCAGUCGAACUUUUCUUUGUUUACUUUGGCCUCUUCACCCCUUUCUUCUACAUCGAGCUUUGGGCGUUGUCUCUUGGACUGGAUAGUAAUUUUGCGCUCUAUACGAUCAGCAUAGUCAAUGCAGCAAGUCUAUUCGGUCGUAUCAUACCAGGGUUAUUGGCUGAUCGAUUUGGCUGUUACAAUAUCGCCGUUAUGGCUGCGAUUUCGUCCGGCUUAGUCUGUACAUGUAUGAUCAAAGCUACUUCUGUAGCUGGAAUCACCAUGUUUUCUCUGGCUUAUGGAUUUACCUUAGGAGUAAUCAUUAGUCUUCAAGGAGUUUGUGCAGCAAAGCUUGUAUCGCCGACACAAUAUGGAAUUGCAAUCGGUUUCGUCAUGACGGUCCUCUCAAUCGCCGGGCUUGUGGGCUCACCCACAAACGGGAAGAUUCUCCAUGUUUGGGGUCACAUUGGAAUUUCUCUGUUCUCCGAAAUAAUGAUGCUUUUAGGGGCAUUGGUAUUCCUAUCCGCACGACUGAAGCUCAACAGUCAAUUACUGGCGAAGGCUUAG